This is a messenger RNA of Antrostomus carolinensis (chuck-will's-widow), 1332 nucleotides long. Its product is annotated as cytochrome P450 1A4. Gene Ontology annotation, molecular function: iron ion binding; steroid 17-alpha-monooxygenase activity; heme binding. Gene Ontology annotation, biological process: progesterone metabolic process; hormone biosynthetic process. NCBI's taxonomy places the organism in Eukaryota, Metazoa, Chordata, Aves, Caprimulgiformes, Caprimulgidae. Bases 120 to 965 code for a protein of 281 amino acids. The transcript has 6 exons. The record is from RefSeq and is a predicted model, not a curated record.
GUGCCAUCUGCUUUGGCAAGCGCUAUGACCACAAUGACCAAGAGCUGCUCAGCGUGGUGAACCUCAGCAAUGAAUUUGGGGAUGCAGCUGCUUCUGGCAACCCUGCUGACUUCAUCCCCAUGCUUCAGUAUCUUCCCAGCCGCACCAUGCAGCUUUUCAAGGACAUCAACAGGCGUUUCAGCCUCUUUGUGCAAAAAAUUGUCAAGGAGCAUUAUACCAGCUUUGAUAAGGAGCACAUCAGGGACAUCACGGACUCGCUGAUUGAGCACUGCCAGGAGAAGAACAUAGAAGAGGAUGCCCGAGUCCCACUCUCCAAUGAGAAGAUCAUCAACAUUGUCAAUGACCUCUUUGGGGCAGGCUUUGACACUGUGGCAACUGCCUUAUCCUGGAGCCUCAUGUAUGUUGCCUUGUACCCCGACAUCCAGAAGAAGAUUCAGGAAGAACUAGAUCAGACCAUCGGCUGGGAGAGAAGACCAAGACUGUCAGACCGGAGCAUGCUGCCUUACACAGAAGCCUUUAUCCUGGAGAUGUUCAGGCACUCCUCCUUCAUGCCCUUCACCAUCCCGCACAGUACGACGAAAGCGACGGUGUUGAACGGCUAUUACAUCCCCAAGGACACCUGCGUGUUUAUCAACCAGUGGCAAGUGAAUCACGAUGAGAAGCUUUGGAAGGAUCCCUCAACUUUCAACCCUGAGCGAUUCCUCAAUGCUGCAGGGACCGAAAUAAGCAGAACGGAGAGUGACAAAGUGAUGACUUUUGGCUUGGGGAAGAGGCGAUGCAUCGGGGAGACCAUCGGCCGGUGGGAGGUCUUCCUUUUCUUGGCCACCAUACUGCAGCAGCUGGAGUUCAGCCUCUGCCCUGGGGCGGAGGUGGACAUCACUCCUCAGUAUGGACUGACAAUGAAAUACAAGAAAUGCGAGUGUUUCCAGAUUAAGAAGCGUUCCCCCAUGAAGAAUUCUCCAUAAGCUGUGGGAGGAAGGAUCGCUUUGCAGAAGAAAGCCAGCCCUCAGCAUCGGACACUCAGCCUGCUUUUGCUAACGCUCUCUAGAAGCCAGCACGGCCCCUCACCUAUGUUGUAUCACUGGAGGCUUGUUCAUCUCAUGUAAGUGUGAGCGGGGAGGGAUAAAGCUGGCUUUGGGCUUCUUGCAGCCCCCAUGGCCAGCUCCAUCACCUACAGAAAACCUCAUCGGAGGUCCAGCCUGCUCAUCCCACUUGAGGAGGUCCAGGGGGACUGCAGCCCUGUGGUGGGGAUGCUUUGGGUUGGGAGAAGCCGUGCAAGAUGUUGGUAGGAGGUGUCCUUACCCUGCCCAGUGCUGUGGGCAGAGCCAGAGC